This is a messenger RNA of Cheilinus undulatus (humphead wrasse), 1380 nucleotides long. It is a transcript of the gene kin, whose product is annotated as Kin17 DNA and RNA binding protein. The record is from RefSeq and is a predicted model, not a curated record. The transcript has 12 exons. Gene Ontology annotation, biological process: DNA damage response; DNA replication. Gene Ontology annotation, cellular component: nucleus. Gene Ontology annotation, molecular function: double-stranded DNA binding. The coding region runs from base 129 to 1298 and encodes 389 amino acids. NCBI's taxonomy places the organism in Eukaryota, Metazoa, Chordata, Actinopteri, Labriformes, Labridae.
UCACGCGGAAGCUGUUGAUGUUGUUAGCAUGUCUCCAUGACUUAGCCUCCGUUAGACCGGAUUAUUCUGAUUUUUAACGUUCAAACCGCAUCAGAAUCCGGAUUUAAAGGUUAAUUUAGCUGGUCAGGAUGGGUAAGGCAGACUUCCUGUCCCCUAAGGCCAUAGCGAACCGGAUCAAGUCUAAAGGACUCCAGAAACUCCGAUGGUACUGUCAGAUGUGUCAGAAACAGUGUCGAGACGAGAAUGGGUUUAAGUGCCACUGCAUGUCAGAGUCUCAUCAGAGACAGCUGCUCCUGGCCUCAGAAAACCCCAACAAGUUCAUGGACUACUUCUCAGAUGAGUUCAAAAGUGAUUUCCUGGAGCUGCUCAGGAGACGUUUUGGAACGAAGCGUGUGCACAACAACAUCGUCUACAACGAGUACAUCAGCGACAGAGAGCACGUCCACAUGAACUCCACGCAGUGGGAGACACUCACAGACUUCACUAAGUGGCUGGGCAGGGAAGGUCUCUGUAAAGUUGACGAGACGCCUAAAGGCUGGUACAUCCAGUACAUCGACCGUGACCCCGAGACCAUCCGCCGUCAGGAGGAGCAGGCCAGGAAGAAGAAACAGGAGCUGGACGACGAGGAGCGGAGCGCCAAGUUCAUAGAGGAGCAGGUCCGCCGAGGCCGAGACGGCAAGGAGACGGACGAGACUCCGGUCUACACGGAGCUGAAACGUGAGAGUGAAGAAGAGAAAGUGGCCUUCAACCUGGGAGCUUCCUCAUCCCUGGCCGGUCCAUCUAAAUCCAGCUCCGCCCUCAGCUCCAGCGCUCUCAGAGCUCCACCCACCAAGAGGAAAGAGCCGUCAUCAUCGGGUUCAGACUUUAGGACAGAGAAGAAGAAGAAAUCAGCUCUGGAGGAAAUCAAAGAGAUGGAGGAGAAGAGGAAGAUGAAGCAGUCAGUGAGAACAGAUUACUGGCUGCAGCCCAACGUCGUGGUCAAAGUGGUCACCAAGAGACUGGGGGAGAAGUACCACAAGAAGAAGGCCGUCGUCAUGGAAGUCAGAGAUAAAUACGGAGCAGUGGUGAAGAUGAUCGACUCUGGAGACAAACUCAAACUGGACCAGAACCAUGUGGAGACGGUCAUACCUGCACCAGGUAAACGAGUUCUGAUCCUUAACGGUCCCUACAGAGACACAGAGGCGGUCCUUGAGGGGAUAGACGAAAAAAACUUCAGCGCUUCACUCAUGCUCGACUCCGGUCAGCUGAGAGGAAAGAGGGUUGAUAUUGCCUAUGAGGAUUUCUCCAAACUGGCGUAAAGCUCAGACCUUCAUGAUUAAAUCUCAGGAAGCCCCUCAGCUCAACGAUUCUUCUGUCUGACUUUACUUCCUUUAGAUUUAU